GUAUUUGCGAAAUGCGGGGCUUAGCUUGGUCCUUUGUUCGACGACAGGCCAUGAAUGCCUGAGCUGACCUUCCUAAUCAGCCUUACCAAGAACACAUCACCGUUCUCAGUCUUCUCCUAAACGAUAUUCAGGAAGCAUGGCAACUAUGGCCUCUGCGUCGAUUGACGUCGACAAGCCUGGCAAAUACCGCAUCGUCUUGAGUGAUGCAUUACUAGGGAAAACUCCGAAAGAGGUCUACACCGGCAUCAGAUACAAUCACAAGCCAGAUCUUUCCUCUGACGCAUCCUCCACAUCGACCCAUCUCCAGCCUUCCGACUCCGAUUCUACAAGCUACGACCUCUCCUUCACAGAUAAUUCUGACAAGUAUACAUACAACGGCGUGCGGACAACAGGCGACGGACAAUUUGUUCUUAUCUUUGAUCCUGUCAAGGAACACUUUGUGCUGCAUCGAGUUGAUUCCACAUUCGAUAUGAACCUGGUCAGCGCGCCCUGGGAGCAGAAGGCCUCCGCGUUACGAUCACAGUAUACACAAUUAGAGCCCGAAUCCAAGCCAGCAACCUCAGCCCCACAACGGAGGCCAUCGAAAUCCGUGAAGAAUGCGGCAGCUGCUAAGGCCACCACCAAACGCCAAAAACAAGAGAAGCCUAAGAAACCGAAGCCUCCGGUCAAAGAACCAACACCCGAGGAAGAGGACUCAGAUGAUGGCUUCACGGUCGAAUACCCGGAUGGACCUCCUUCUCAGCAGUACCAAUAUCAACCGGCACCGGUCUUUCGAAGAAAUGUCAGCGAGGACGAGAGUGAUGAGGAUGCAGAGCAUGAAUCAUUUGAAGAAGAGCGGAAUCAGGAUGUGGACCAUCUUCAACUGCCCAGCCCGGCAAACAACGUGGGUGGUAUGAGCGAUGAGGAGAUAGAAUUAGAUCUGGAGGAAGAGCUGGAGAAGGCUUUGAACCAGACCGAGAAUGGGGCCGAUGAGAGUAGUGAGAGUGAGGAGGAAUAAGACAGAUUCUUGGGUAUUGGCGUUUUGAAUGAAUUCCCGGAGUUGAUUUAUGAAGGGUUAAUAUGGCGCACAAAUAUGGAAGACGAAUUAAACUAUUGUUGAAUAUGAUUUCAAUGAAAUUGUAUUUCCCAAGCUGGUAGCUCAGCCAAUUGCUCGAUGGCCGUCAUCCAACCAUCUUGCCUGAUCUGGAAAUAUCUAAGGCAUAUGCAACCUAGUACAGAGGUCACCGCAAAAGUUUCAUGAUUUCCAAAUUGCUUAUACCCGUUAAGUACAUCCUGCCAUGUUAUUUAGCACACGGAGAUGCUCUGAAUUAGCUCUCGAUGGCGCAGAUUCACGACUCACAAAAA
Hyaloscypha bicolor E is the source of this 1344-nucleotide messenger RNA. RefSeq lists its product as uncharacterized. Lineage: Eukaryota; Fungi; Ascomycota; Leotiomycetes; Helotiales; Hyaloscyphaceae. Bases 137 to 997 code for a protein of 286 amino acids. The record is from RefSeq and is a predicted model, not a curated record. The transcript is spliced from 3 exons.